GCGCAAACAGGCAUCCAGGCACAUCAUCAGCGGCGGCAGAGCGUCUUCUUGAUCCUGAUACCCCGUGUCUUCAGCUGCCAAUCCUCUGCCCCGCGUCUCUGCUUCCACUGCCGGCUGAAGUGUCCAGAAGCCUUCGCCAAGCAUCCGCUCACACUUUCUCCGGCGCUCGGUUAUUCUUAGCUCAGCUGCGCGGCCGUCCUUCGGGUCCCUCUCUUAUUUAUCCCAGUUUGUUGAAUAUUUAAUGGAAAAUGGCGAUGUGCGCGCAGUCGUGCGGUAUGUUCUGCCUCCUCGCGGUCCAAACUGUACUGAUCCUGUGCGUCUCCUCGCCGACGGACGGGAGCCAGCAGUUCCCCCAGCACUACACAAUGAUUCACUGGGCCGGACGCAUCGAGAAGGAGCUGGAGAAGGUUCUGCAGCACAUCACCGGGACGCAGCAGAUGAGGCUGAUUUAUAACGAGAAGAAGAGCCAGUUCGAAAUCAAGAGGAACAACCCCAAGGACCUGGUGGAGCGAGUGGCCCGGGACAUCUCCAAGCUGCUCAACAGCAAACGGAAAGCGCUGGAGAAACUGGCCAAGGAGGCGGAGCAGCUUCAGCGGGAGCACGUGUGGCAAGACAGUGUGACGGAGAAUGCCAUUUCAUACUACGAUUCCAAAGCGGAUUCAGACUAUGGCGAGGAUGGAGAGGAGGAGAACCCUCUGGAGACCUCAUCCUCUCUGGAGCUGGAGUUUGUGGACGAUCCCAAUUUUAAGAACAAGGUCAACUAUUCCUCCAGCGCCGUCCAGAUUCCUACAGACAUAUACAAAGGCUCCCCAGUCAUCCUGAACGAGCUGAACUGGACCCAGGCUCUGGAAAGGGUCUUCAUUGAAAACCGUCGGGAGGACAGCUCUCUGCGCUGGCAGGUGUUCGGCAGCGCCACCGGCGUGACCCGAUACUACCCAGCCACUCCGUGGAGGGCGCCGAACAAGAUUGACCUGUACGACGUCCGCAGGAGGCCGUGGUACAUCCAAGGCGCAUCGUCUCCAAAGGACAUGGUCAUCAUCGUGGAUGUGAGCGGCAGCGUCAGCGGCCUCACGCUGAAGCUGAUGAAGACGUCCGUGGUGGAGAUGCUGGACACGCUGUCGGACGACGACUACGUCAACGUGGCCAGGUUCAAUGAGAAGGCCGACGCUGUGGUUCCGUGCUUCAGAACCUUGGUCCAGGCCAACGUUCGGAACAAGAAGAUCUUCAAGGAGGCCGUCAUGCACAUGCAGGCCAAAGGAACCACCGAUUACAAGUCUGGCUUCACGUUUGCCUUCGAACAGCUCCUCAACGAGAGCAGCGCCCCGAGGGCCAACUGCAAUAAGAUGAUAAUGAUGUUUACAGACGGCGGCGAGGAUCGUGCACAGGAAAUCUUUGAGAAGUACAACUGGCCCAACAAAACGGUUCGCGUGUUCACGUUCUCUGUCGGCCAGCAUAAUUAUGACGUCACCCCACUGCAGUGGAUCGCAUGCGCCAAUAAAGGUUACUACUUUGAAAUUCCAUCAAUUGGAGCCAUCAGAAUCAACACGCAGGAGUACCUGGACGUUCUGGGCCGCCCCAUGGUGCUGGCCGGGCCUCGGGCCAAGCAGGUGCAGUGGACAAAUGUCUACCAGGACGCUCUGGGCCUGGGCCUCGUCAUCACGGGGACAAUGCCCAUCUUCAACCUCACGACCGAUACAGCGAGCUCUCAGAACCAGCUCAUCCUGGGCGUCAUGGGAGUGGACGUGGCGAUCAGCGAGAUCAAAAAGAAGACGCCCACAUACAGACUUGGAGCCAACGGGUACACGUUCGCCAUCGACCCCAACGGUUACGUUCUGCUGCAUCCCAACCUCAGACCCAAGAUCAUUAACUUCCGGGAGCCCGUCACUCUGGACUUCCUGGACGCUGAGCUGGAGGACAACAACAAGGAGGAGAUCCGUCGGCUGAUGAUUGAUGGCAAAUCAGGGCAACGGAAAAUCAAAACGCUCAUUAAAUCAGUUGAUGAGCGCUACAUAGACGAGUCCCUGCGGACGUACACGUGGACGCCCGUGGACGGCACGGACUACAGUUUAGGGUUGGUUCUGCCCACAUAUAGCGAGAACCACAUCAAGGCCAAUCUGAGCGACCAGAUCCUCCAGGUGCAGUUGUCAAACACCAAGGAUUUUGAGUCACUGCUGCCAAACAGUUUUGAGUCAGAAGGACAUGUAUUCAUUGCUCCCAGGGAGUACUGCAAUGAGCUGGAACUGUCCAACAACAACACAGAGUUCCUGCUCAACUUCAUUGCUCUCAUGGAGAAGGUGACGCCGGACUCUAAACAAUGCGACAAUCUGCUCCUUCACAACCUGAUCCUGGACACUGGCAUCAUCAGGCAGUUGGUGGAGAAAGUGUGGAAGAACAAAGACCUGAAUACAUACGGCUUCCUGGCCGUGUUUGCUGCAACAGACGGAGGCGUGACUCGAGUGUUUCCAAACAAGGCUGCAGAAACCUGGGAGGAAGAUCCCGAGCCAUUUAAUGCCAGCUAUUACCGCCGCAGCCUCGACAACAAGGGCUACAUCUUCAGAGCGCCUUAUCGAACAGCCAAGGACGAGCUGCUGAACCCGGAAAAUGACACCAUAGGCAUCCUGGUCAGCACGGCUGUGGAGAUCACAGUGGGGGGGAAGACCAUCAAACCUGCAGUGGUUGGGGUCAAACUGGACCUGGAAGCCUGGACAGAUAAGUUCAAGAUACUCGCCAGCAACCACACAGACAAUCGUCAAGGCUCUAAUAUGUGUGGACCAAACAGGCCCUGUGAGAUGGACUGCGAAGCCAACAGCGACGAUCUCCUGUGUUACUUAAUCGACGACGGGGGAUUCCUCAUCAUGUCCAAUCAGAAGGAAGACUGGAACAAGGUGGGGAUGUUCUUCAGCGACGUGGACCCCUUCCUGAUGUACGCGCUCUACAACAACUCCUUCUACAACCGCAAGCAGUCGUUCGACUACCAGUCGGUGUGUGAGCGGAUUCAGAACAGCGAGGCCGGAGCAGCGCCCAGAGGAGUGUUUGUGCCCACCAUCGCAGACUUUGUGAACCUGGCCUGGUGGACAUCAGCAGCUGCAUGGUCCUUGUUCCAGCAGUUCGUCUAUGGCCUUGCUUAUCGCAGCUGGUUUGUCACAGAUGAGGUGGACGCAGAAGGAAUGGACUCCAAAGAGAGGAGCUGUGUAAUGAUCCAGACCCAGUACUACUUCAGUAAUCGCACCAGCUCCUACAACAUACUGCAAGACUGUGGCAACUGCUCCAGGCUGAUUCAUGCCAAGAGGAUAAAUAACACCAACUUGCUGUUCGUGGUGGCAGAGAAGGUGCCGUGCAGCACCUGCGACAUAGAGAAGCUGUCGCAGGAGGAGGAGGAGUUCAGAGAGGACAAUCCGUGUGAAGAACUGGCCGUGGCGCGUUAUCGAAAAGGGCCGUCCACCUGCUUCGACAACAACGUCGCUGAGAACACGUCGGACUGCGGCCGAGGCCACUCUUUCCGCCCGUGUCUCUACACUUUACUGCUCCUUCAGCUGCUUCUGCUUCAUCCAGUCGUCAGCCCGCACAUCCGCUCUCUACUGCAUUAAUCCUAUUUUCCACCACUUUUAGUCGUCCCGAGCUUCUUUCCCGUCCAAAAAAUCCAUCCAUCCAACCACCCCCCACCCCCACCCCCACCCCGCCUCUGACCCCCCUCUGUCUGAUGUAGUCAUAGGUAAAAAUGGGACUUCCCGUCGCUAAGGCGGAAGCGCCACCCAGCUCGCUUCAGUUUGUGUCGCUUCGUGACGGCUGCCGGCGUGCCCUCGGGCCAGUCCACCUUCCUCGGCAGCAGGAGGCUCAAGAGCAAAAAAAAAAAACGGAUCCCCCCCGCGACCCCUCCAACGAGCAGGCGAGGUGGAGGGGGCGAGCGAGGACGCGGCCGCGCCGCACACCUCCUGCCGCACAGACUGGAGAGACGAGUUCCCGCGUCCGUCGGUCAGACAGACGGUGGGACGUGGGCUUCUCUCCUCCAUCUCCAGAGUCUCUGGCCUCCUGUCAGAGGCUGCGGACCAUGCAGUCACUAACAGCCACCAUAAAAGAAAAACAAGCGAAAAAAGAACUGUCAAGUAUACAAAAUGUCAAGUGUAAUGCUACAGUGAUGAGAAUUCCAAGCAUACAGUAUAUUUAGGUUUCAAUAUGAAAAGGAAGUCGUUAGGUGUUAACUUAAAAUUAAUUUAUGCACUAUAUCUACUUGCCAAAAUGAGAUAGGCUUUCAUGUGGUCUUAUUUUUUAUAGCCAAAGCACGGCGAGGAGGAGACUUUUGAUGUAGAAACUGAACGCUCAUUCAUUUUGUGCAGCUCCUAACAACAGAUUAGUGCUUUUAAAAGACCUCCACAGAGGAUUAUUGUAAUUGCAUCACGGUGAUUGCAUUUCCUGAAGUACUUUCCCUCUACGCCGCCGAUCCGAGGCCGGCGCCCUCCGGCUCCGGCGCCGCUGGCUGCUGUAGAACAUGAAUCCGCGUCGGUCGCUCGUUGCGAGCGCUUCGUCGCCGCCGUGCAGUAUUUUUCCUUUUACGAUGCAUCGACCGUCCCGACCUCUGGUUUAGACUGAAACACGGCCCCCGCGCGGACGCUCGCCUCUGCCAAUCCUCCAGUAACCUCCACCAACGCUCCCAGCCGCACUCUGUUCUCUCACCCGGAUCCCGUCCUCGUCUCCGCCUCUUCGUAGUUCCAGGUGUUUUUUUUUUUGGUGUGGUUCCCUUAGACUUUUGCUGUUUCAGCUACUCAAACCGUUCGCUGCUGGGGGAUAGGGGCUUAUCAACAUUUCCAAUAAAAGCGCAGAAGAGGCCACUAAAUAUGGGGAUCGCGUUCUGAAGUAGUCUGGCUGGAAUCCAUCAGUCUGUCAUCGGAUCAUUGCGAUGUGUGACAAGUCAUUUAGACUCCCGUGUUUAGGAGCCGCUCUGUUUCAUAGUGCCUUGAUGCACUUUUAUUUUGAAAAGCAUCAGCUGUACAUGAGUAGAGCUACUGUAUAGUACCUUUGUGAAGCCGCCGUCUUCGAGGCGUCGGACGACACGCGUCCAUCACACGCUGCUCAGCUCCAGCUAAAUGUGCCCGCCCUCCCCCGAGGCUGCUGAGCCGCCUGACUGCCAUCGUAUGGAGUUACUAUACUGUUCCUUUACACAGCCAUGUACAGGGCUGUACACUAUCGGUAAACAGCGGCUCAACUGGCAGCGCAGCGUCUUUAGGGCCUCCUGACUGCUACAGUUCUGCCUGAAGCGUGUGUUUGCGUGCAGAUGUGUGCGUUUACGUUAAAGCCCCUCAAAGGGAAUGUGUUUUUGGGUGUGUGUGUUUUUUUUUUUUUUUUUUUUUUAUGGAGUGAAUGAGGGUUCACAGUUGUGGUACGGUUACACACCGUGGCUGUUUUCUCGUGUCGAAACAGACAAAAUGUGGUGUUGUUGUGGAGAAAAAAAAGGGAUUUCACUGAAACAAAACGAAUCUAUUUCCAGUCAUCAGAGGUGUCUGAAAGAAUGUGUCGUUCAUUUGUCCUUUGUGUUCCACAUGCAGCAUAGUCAACAAAGCCUCUCUAAAUGCCUUAGUAUUGCAGAGCUCUGAUGUUUCCCGUGGUCAUGCACACUAACACAAGUAGAUCCUCCACAGCGCCCACUCCACUGUUUCUCUGUGUCCUGCAGUACGUCCUAUGGUGAGCUCUAAUUUUGUAUUUUUACAUCCUGGAAUGACUCGUUAUCGAUUGAUGCCUGCUUGAUCAACUGCUUGAAAGUGUGCGGAGGGUUGAAAAUCCCCCCCCAAAAAAAAGAAAAACCCACAACUUUGACCUUGGAUCUUCUCCACGGAGCCAAACCUCGGGCGGGAGGAGUCCCCGUGAUCUAAAAACUCAACACAUGUACAGUUCUUGGUACUGUCUGAUGCGACAAACAGAUGCCGGCACAGUGAGCGCAGCGCGGAGACGUGGCUCCAGGACGCAGCUUUACCUUUCUGGCAUUUGUUUGUCUCUGUCCUGUGCCAUCAAUUCUGUCUGUAUCUCCUGAUUUCCACUGUCUGUAAAUGAACGCUACACGUGCCUGUGGAAAUGUACCCCCUGCAACUUCCUCUCUUUUCCUGACUUCGUAUGCACACGGUCUCACACAUAUUCGUGACUAUCUAGGCCUACACUUUGUGUAUCUGCACCACACACACACACACACACACACAAGCAAGCGUUUAAUGGCACUUAUAAAUGCCCAUUUGGGAGAUGUCAAGCACCAGGCAGAAGUGUAAGCCAAGGACGCCGCUUCCCGGGUGUGUUUUUUUUCUUUGUGAGCAGGUGGGAUGUAGAGGCAAGCUCAGGGAGUGGGUCUCCACAGAGCAGCGCAGGCCCGUCAGAACCGAAGGUCAGGGAGGAAUCAUGUAGUGACAUCUGCGUGUGAAUCCCAACGGGCACACGUGAUUUCUGUGAUUUGACGGAUUUCCUUUUGCCAAAAGAUAGAAAAAAACAAAAAAGAGAAAAAAAAAAAAACAGAAAACCUGGACCAGCUUGGGGAUGAGAGGGAGGGGCCCGCUUUCGGAUCGAACCCAAAAUAAGUAGAGGAGGGUUUCACGAAGCCCCGUCCUGACCCUCGCUGCAUCUGUGUUGGUGCGUCUCUGUGGGAAAGACACGUGUGUAUGUGAUUCUGUAGUCUGUAGUCUGGUGCUAUGUGACCAUGUUUGACCAAGUGUGUGAAAAAAUACCAUUUAGAGGGAAAAAAAACAGUAAAACCAGUCCAAUUUAAGUGAAGUUUAAAAAAUAUAUAGGAAUACAGCACUGUUGAUAAGUUUGAGAAAUGAAGUCAAAAUGUUUGAGUUUUUUCUCCUCGUACGUCUGUGGGUGUGAAUGUUCGUGUGUGCGGAAGAUGUUGCUCCUUCUUUUCUGGGCGCUGGCCCACGUCACUCCAUUCUUUUGUACAGAUGAAGCUAAAAGAAAAGAAGAGGGCAAAAUUUGUAAAAUAUUGUGUCUGUGAUUUCUUGUAAAAUAUUUUCAAAUUGUUUAUUACAGAGAAUCAGUUAUUAAAUAAUGUUCAUAUUUUUCACUUCAAA
Messenger RNA from Betta splendens (Siamese fighting fish), 7046 nucleotides. It is a transcript of the gene cacna2d2a, whose product is annotated as calcium channel, voltage-dependent, alpha 2/delta subunit 2a. The coding region runs from base 249 to 3587 and encodes 1112 amino acids. The record is from RefSeq and is a predicted model, not a curated record. Gene Ontology annotation, cellular component: voltage-gated calcium channel complex. The transcript has 39 exons. Lineage: Eukaryota; Metazoa; Chordata; Actinopteri; Anabantiformes; Osphronemidae. Gene Ontology annotation, molecular function: voltage-gated calcium channel activity.